This is a messenger RNA of Cuscuta campestris, 4151 nucleotides long. The record is from the annotation of a GenBank genome assembly. NCBI's taxonomy places the organism in Eukaryota, Viridiplantae, Streptophyta, Magnoliopsida, Solanales, Convolvulaceae.
AUCCACCCCCACCAGGCUGAAACUUGAAAGCUGCUCCAGCUACAGUUGCGUCGUCUCCAACUGAAAAUCAGAUCAAAGCGCAUUCGCUCUCCCGUCUCGGACGAUCUCCACUGCGCCGGAGUCGACGGAAUCUUCGCAGUUGACGCUCCUACUGCCCCCCCCCCCCCCCCAUCGUCGCCGUCAACAUCUGUGACCUCCUCGUUUCCCUGAGAAUUGCGGAAGAGCGGCGUCGAUUGCGGCGGAGAUUGAGAUUCGGAGCUGACUGAGCUUGUGAUCGAAGGCUCGGAGCAGUUGAUUGGUCGAUAGGCGAGUGCCUUGUGGGAUGGGAAGGAUUGGACUCGAAAAUGAGUAGGAUUUGGGGGUAUUUUCUGGAGGCGCUUAUUAGAGCUUCACAUUUCGGCGCUUCUCCGGUAGGAUGAGUUCGUUGGAUGCCGGAAGAGUUGGUGGACCUGUUGAACGGGACAUCGAGCAGGCUAUAAUAGCUCUCAAAAAAGGAGCUUGCUUGCUUAAGUAUGGAAGACGAGGAAAGCCCAAGUUUUGUCCAUUCCGAUUGGCAAAUGACGAGUCUGCUCUAAUAUGGUUUUCAGGUAAAGAGGAGAAAUACCUUAAACUGAGUCAUGUUUCCAGAAUAAUAUCUGGACAGCGCACGCCCAUUUUCCAAAGAUACCCAAGGCCUGAGAAGGAGUACCAAUCAUUUUCUCUAAUAUACAAUGAUAGGUCACUGGAUUUGAUAUGUAAAGAUAAAGAGGAGGCAGAGGUCUGGUUUAGCGGUUUGAAGGCACUGAUUUCACGUUCUCACCAGCGGAAGUGGAGAACAGAAUCACGAAGUGAUGGGAUCUCAUCAGGUGCUAGUAGUCCCAGGAUUUACACACGUAGAAGUUCUCCGCUGCAUACUCCAUUUGAUGCUAGUGAUAGCCUGCAGAAGGAUGUCAGUGAUCAGUUACGAUUCCAUAGUCCAUAUGGAAGCCCGCCUAAAAGCGGUAUGGAUAAGGCACUUUCUGAUGUGAUGCUGCUACCCCCCAAAGGGGUUUUCCCUUCAGAUUCUGCUACUUGUUCUCUUCAUUCCUUUUCUUCUGGAGGUUCAGAUGGGGUACAUGGUCACAUAAAGACAGUGGGGACGGAUACUUUUAGAGUAAGCCUUUCAAGUGCUGUUAGCUCAUCAAGUCAAGGUUCUGGGCACGAUGACAGUGAUGCCUUAGGUGAUGUCUUCAUCUGGGGGGAGGGAACAGGGGAUGGUGUACUGGGGGGUGGACCUCAUAAAGUUGGCAGCUGUUUUGGGGCAAAAGUGGAUUCUUUAUUGCCUAAGGCUUUUGAAUCUGCUGUUGUACUAGAUGUAACAAAUAUCGCUUGUGGUGGUCAACAUGCUGCCCUUGUGACAAAGCAAGGAGAGAUAUUCUCUUGGGGCGAGGAAUCAGGAGGCAGGCUUGGACAUGGUGUUGAUUCUGACGUUUUGCAACCAAAGCUUAUAGAUGCCCUCAGCAAUACAAGCAUAGAGCUUGUUGCUUGUGGUGAACAUCAUACCUGUGCAGUAACACUUUCUGGUGAUCUCUACACAUGGGGUGAUGGUCAUUUCGGUCUUCUUGGGCAUGGGAAUGAAGUGAGUCAUUGGGUCCCAAAAAGAGUAAAUGGUCCUUUGGAGGGUAUACAUGUCUCAUGUAUUGCUUGUGGGCCUUGGCACACCGCAAUCGUGACCUCUGCUGGGCAAUUGUUUACUUUUGGCGAUGGAACUUUUGGAGUUCUUGGCCAUGGAGAUCGGAAAAGUGUUUUCAAGCCUAGGGAGGUAGAAUCUCUAAAGGGACUUAGAACUGUACGAGCCGCUUGUGGAGUUUGGCAUACUGCUGCUGUUGUUGAGGUCAUGGUUGGAAACUCAAGUUCAAGCAAUUGUUCUUCAGGCAAGCUAUUUACAUGGGGAGAUGGUGAUAAGGGUCGACUAGGACAUGGUGAUAGGGAAUCAAGACUCGUACCAACAUGUGUUGCAGCCCUUGUUGAACCCAAUUUUUGUCAGGUUGCUUGUGGUCAUAGCUUAACAGUUGCUCUAACCACUUUGGGGCAUGUGUACUCUAUGGGAAGUCCUGUUUAUGGGCAGUUAGGAAAUCCUCAAGCCGAUGGAAAACUUCCAUGUCGUGUUGAAGGAAAGCUUGCAAAUAGUUUUGUGGAGGAGAUAGCUUGUGGCGCUUACCAUGUUGCUGUUUUGACUUCACGGACCGAAGUUUUUACGUGGGGUAAGGGAGCAAAUGGAAGGUUAGGUCACGGGGAUAUGGAUGAUAGAAAUUCACCGACACUAGUUGAAGCUUUGAAAGAUAAACAAGUUAAAACUAUUGCUUGUGGUACAAAUUUUACUGCAGUUAUUUGCCUUCACAAAUGGGUCUCAGGAAGUGAUCAAUCUAUGUGUUCUGGAUGCCGACUUCCUUUUAAUUUCAAAAGGAAACGCCAUAACUGUUAUAACUGUGGACUUGUCUAUUGCCAUUCAUGCAGUGGUAAGAAAUCACUGAGGGCAUCAAUGGCUCCAAAUCCUAAUAAACCAUAUCGCGUGUGUGAUAGUUGUUUCUAUAAAUUAAAAAAAGCUGCUGAAACUGAUGCUUCAUCUCAUUCUUCUGUGAGUAGUAGAAGAGGAAAUAAGGAUCAGGGGCUACAUGAUGUUAUAGAUAAAGGUGAUAGAAUGGAAACACGACCCAGACCUCACCUUAAUAAGAUAUCUUCAAUGGAAUCUUUCAAACAAGUGGAAACCCGCUCUUCCAAGCAAAAGAAGAAGAUGGAAUUCAAUAGCAGUCGUGUGUCACCUAUCCCCAAUAGUGGUUCUCAGUGGGGUGCCCUCAAUAUGUCUAAACCUUUUAAUCCAGGCUUUGGUUCAUCAAAGAAGUUUUUUUCAGCUUCGGUUCCAGGAUCAAGAAUUGUUUCUAGAGCAACAUCUCCAGUCUCAAGACGAACGAGUCCCCCACGUUCCACUACACCCACGCCAACUCUUGGUGGCCUCUCUUCACCAAAGAUGGUGGUACUUGGUGAUGCUAAGAGAACCAACGAUAACCUUAGCCAAGAGGUUAAUAGACUGAGAACACAGGUGGAAAAUCUCACACGCAAAGCCCAAGCUCAAGAGAUAGAACUGGAAAGAACUACUAAACAGCUGAAGGAAGCAAUAGCAAUAGCAGGGGAGGAGACUGCCAAAUGCAAAGCAGCAAAAGAAGUGAUCAAGUCACUCACUUCUCAGCUGAAGGAAAUGGCUGAAAGACUGCCUGUUACGCGGAACACCAAGCCUCCAUCCACGAUUGUCUCCAUCACCCCACCAAAUUCUCUCUCUACAGAUGUUUCAACCAAUCAUGUGAAUGGUGAAGUAACAUUCCAAGAAUCAGAGUCAAAUGGAACAAACACGCAACCGCUUUCCAAUGGAUCAAUCACUGCUUAUAACCGCAAUGUUGGGCAAAUCAGGCAGGCCAUUUCAGAAGCAGCUGCAAGAAAUGGAAGCAGAGGGGGGAAAGAAGGCGAAUCCCGGAAUGAGAAUGAAUGGGUUGAGCAGGAUGAACCUGGUGUAUAUAUUACACUCACUUCCUUGCCAGGAGGGUUGAAGGAUCUCAAGAGAGUUCGCUUCAGCCGGAAGAGAUUUAGCGAGAAGCAGGCGGAGCAAUGGUGGGCGGAGAACCGGGCAAGAGUGUACGAAAAAUACAAUGUCCGCAUGGCGGCAGAUAAGUCGAGUAACGGAGCUGGAAGCGACGAGUGAACCCCACCUCCACCGCACCGCCACCUUCGUGGCGGCGGAAGCGGCAGCGGCCAAGUAGCAGCAGGUAAGAAUUAGGAAAUGGUAGUUGCGCUUUGGGUUGGUUUGGUUUGAAAGGGUUUUAUUCCUCCUGUUUUUAGUUUCCUAAUUAUUAUACUCCGGUAUGAUUUUCUUCUAUUACCUUUGGGUUGUUGAGGGUGAGAAAUGUAAAUUCCGAUUUGUAGCUUGGUGGGCCCCAUAACCCCACUUCACUUGUAAAUGUCUGUUCACAUUCAAUUUACACUGUUCGUCCCUUAGUAGUUUUGUUUGUUUGUUUUUUGCCUGGUUUUGAAAUCAUUGUCAUCCAAUGUUUUUGUUUGUUCCACAAAUUCUGUUGCAUGUUAUAUUUUGUUUGGUUUGGGUUAUGUGCCUGAACUAAUUAUAAUUAAUGUUCAAUCUAAUU